UUCUAUGUGUUCAGAGUGUGCUUGAUUGAGUACAAUUCAUUGAAGACAUUUUGUCUGCUCACAUUACAAUUUCCUCGGCUGUGCCUUACCCUACUACAGGGGUUUGAGCUUCGCAUACAUUUUACAUAGUAAAAGACCGAACGACGCAAGGCAAGGCUUGAACACAAGCACGGUUCAAGCAGUCAAUUGCAAUUGAAUCUUUAUCCCGUUAUCCCGCUUUCCGCGCCCUAUCCCCACACCUACAGACACAAUGCACGCCCGAGACGCCACCGGCCGUCAGGUCUCUCUUUUAAACGAUGAUCCAUAUGCCAGCCAUCAGUCAUACCACUCAGCUAUCCACUAUCAAUCCACCGGCGACCAAUCGCCGCCGCCCCACACCCCAGAACUCCUCCGUUCGGAUUCAUACGACUCCAAUGCCAGUUACGAUGCCUACUCGCCACUAACACCUGGUCUAUACGACUAUUCGUCGCGCCAGCUCUACGAUGAAUACCUUCCUGACCAGAAAGGUGGCAUGAAACGUCCUGUCUAUGUUGCAACCAGUCGUUCCAAUUCAUAUGAAGAUGAUAGCUCUGCUAGCUCUGCUGCACCUGAGAAGACUGGUAAGCGAUACCCCUGCCGGUACCGUGAUAGUCACGGCUGUGAGAAGACUUUCACUACUUCGGGACACGCCUCGCGUCACUCUAAGAUCCACACUGCCGAGAAGGCCGUUCAGUGCACGUACCCUGGCUGCCACAAGAAGUUCACCCGCGCAGACAACAUGAAGCAGCACCUUGAAACUCACUUUAAGGACAAGUCGAGAUCUUCUGGCUCUUCUAAGUCUAAGAGUUCAUCUAUAUCUUCAUCCUCCAAGCGUGGCUCGAUAUCUUCUAAAUCGUCAUGCUCUCACAGCAGCGCGCCGUCUCACGAAAUUCAAAUGUGGGAUUCGGACCAAUACGGUCCCGAUGCUUCACUCCCUUCCCCCGGUGGGGCUUGGGAUAUGCGUGGUCUCAACUUCCCACUUAUAGGCCGGCCCGGUGCAGCCCGAACCAGCAGCGGACUGGACGCACUGGCAGCAAUCGCUUGCCAAGAGGGUGCUUAAGAUAUCCCCAACACAAGCUUUCUUAUUUUUAUAUGCCGACUUAAGACCAACAUCUAGUAAUGAAGGGGUAAUGGACUUGUUUUGUUCCUAUCUGUGUAAGAUAGGGACCGGUAUGGUGGGAAAUACGUUAUAACACGGCGUUUGGGGGUAUAUUUGGAAACAGUUCACGACGGCAUUAUUUGAUACCACGGUGGCACGCAUACGAUAGGCGCACCAUUUUUACUUUGCAUCUUUGACAGACGGCUGGGAAAAGCAUUCGAGCAGCAUGGAGUGCUUCUCACGCUUUCUCUCUGCUCACAACACGAUAACCUGGGCCAAUUGGCUUGUCGCCCCCGGUUUUUUUUACUUGAUUGGAAAAUGAUGAUGGAGCAGUUGUAUAAACACCAGCGAGGGCGAAUACGUGUGCUCUUGCAUAUUACACAUGGGGGCUGAUUAGCAGUCGCACACGGAAAUGCGCCGGAGACCCGCCGUAAAGGGUCCACAUACUCCGUCGGGCGGCAUUUUGUCUACUACAUAUAUAUAAAUGACGUUGGAGUUAGGCAUUAGAUACCAACGUCCGCCCGGAACAGAGAAGGGGCGGAUGGCAUACGAAAAUGAAACGCAAUAUUUAAUGAUAAAUAUUAAAUCCCUUUACUCGCUACGAAUUGCCUAAUC
Molecule: messenger RNA, 1732 nt
Organism: Daldinia loculata
Lineage: Eukaryota; Fungi; Ascomycota; Sordariomycetes; Xylariales; Hypoxylaceae
Exons: 1
Coding region: 251-1078 (275 amino acids)
Biological process (GO): regulation of transcription by RNA polymerase II
Cellular component (GO): PcG protein complex; transcription regulator complex
Molecular function (GO): DNA-binding transcription factor activity, RNA polymerase II-specific; RNA polymerase II cis-regulatory region sequence-specific DNA binding
Source: RefSeq, a predicted model, not a curated record